Messenger RNA from Vitis vinifera (wine grape), 909 nucleotides. RefSeq lists its product as uncharacterized. Lineage: Eukaryota; Viridiplantae; Streptophyta; Magnoliopsida; Vitales; Vitaceae. The record is from RefSeq and is a predicted model, not a curated record. The transcript is spliced from 2 exons. Gene Ontology annotation, molecular function: nucleic acid binding. The coding region runs from base 1 to 909 and encodes 302 amino acids.
AUGGCUUUGGGUUGCAUGUUAGCUCAGCUCGAUGAUUCAGGGAAGGAGCGAGUCAUUUAUUAUUUGAGUAAGAGAAUGCUAGAAUAUGAGUGUAGAUAUAUUAUGAUUGAGCGCCUCUGUUUGGCAUUGGUUUGGACCACUAGGAGACUGAGACACUAUGUGAUAGAGUAUUCCAUAUUAUUUGUCUCACGAUUGGAUCCACUGAGAUAUUUAUUUGACAGGCCUGUUCUGACUGGCAAGCUCAUGAGAUGGUUGGUGCUGCUUACAGAGUUUGAUAUUCGAUAUGUCACGCAAAAAUCAGUGAAGGGAAGUAUUGUUGCAGAUCAUUUGGCUUCUUUGCCAGUAUUCGAUGAGAGACUGAUCGACAACGAUUUCCCAAAUGAGCAGUUUGUUUCAGUGGCUAGUAUUGCAGGAUGGCAAUUGUAUUUUGAUGGUGCCACCAAUCAGUCGGGGUUUGGCAUUGGUAUCCUAUUAAUAUCACCACAGGGCGAUCAUAUUCCAAGAUCAGUUCGGUUGACGUUUUCUGAUCAUCGCCAGCUAACGAAUAAUAUUGUUGAGUAUGAGACUCAGGGUAUUUGGAGGACUCGAGAUGAGAAGUUGAAGCCUUAUCAUGCAUAUCUGGAUUUAUUGGUUGAUAGGUUUGAUGAAUUGAGAUAUAUACACCUACCCAGAGCAGAGAAUCAGUUUGUUGACGCUUUAGCCACCUUGGCUUAUGUGAUUGAGAUCCCUGUGGGGGUGUCUAUGCGACCAUUGCUGGUUGAGACUAGGUCUGCACUAGCUUACUGUUGUCUGAUUGGAGAUAUUGAGGAUCAGGAUGAGCUACCCUGGUAUCAUGACAUUUAUCAGUUUCUGGCAUGUGGCACACAUCUUGAGGCUUCUACAGCCAAGAAUAGGAGAGCAUUGAGGUAG